Molecule: messenger RNA, 3196 nt
Organism: Anolis sagrei ordinatus
Lineage: Eukaryota; Metazoa; Chordata; Lepidosauria; Squamata; Anolidae
Source: RefSeq, a predicted model, not a curated record
CUGCUUCAGUCACAGGGAGGGAGAGAAAGGGGAGGGCCCAGCAGCGCCUUCGUCGUACUCUCCUCCCCAAAAACAUUCCCUCUUCGCGCUCAGGAAAGGCGUGGAGGCCGGGGAUGGCGGCGGAUGGCUGCUAGGCCCGUUGCCAUGGAGACUGAGCAGUACUGCAGGGCCCAAGCGAGGCCUUCUUUGCCUUGGAAGGAGAGGAGCAGGGAAGGAAAGAAGGAAGGAAGGAAGGCCCAGCGGGGGCUCAGGAGGAAGGCUGGAGUUUUGGCACAAAGACUGAUGAGGGAUCCUUGGCCCUGAGAGGGAAAGAGGAGCCAUAACUAGGAGGUUUGCUUUGGUAGCUCCAUUGGACAUUGAUUGAAAGAUGGACAGACCAGACUCAGCUGGACCUGAAGCAGGAAAAGUCCUUGAGGGCUCAAGUACUGGAAGCAAUGGAAGAUUCUGGGAAAGAAUUAUGCUAAAUUUUCUGGGUGAUAACCUUGCCAACUCAGACAUACAGCCUCAACAUUUUAGGCAGUUCUGUGAGGAGAUGGAGUGGCCCCGAGAGGUUUGCAGCCGACUCCACCACCUCUGCCGCCAGUGGCUGAAGCCAGAAAAACACACCAAAAACCAGAUGCUGGACCUGGUAGUGCUGGAGCAGUUCCUGACCCUCCUGCCACCAAAGAUGUCAAGCUGGGUCAGGGAAUGUGGAGCGGAGACUUGUUCCCAGGCAGUGGCCCUGGCAGAAGGGUUCCUCCUGAGUAAGAAAGCAGAGGAGCAGGAGGAAGAGCAGCAGGUGAAGAAGCUCUCUGUGAACAUUCAACCUGCUUUUCCUUCUGUAGGGGAGACUCCAUCAGAUGCCACGCAGAGCCCUCAGCAAAGGAACAUCACUUUGCAAGGGACUGAAGCAACACAGGGAACAAUGGCUCUUGGUUGCAAUGGAGGGGGAGUAUUGCAGGUUCCAGUGACCUUUGAAGAGAUGGCUGUGUCUUUCCUCCCAGAGGAGUGGGCCUUACUAAAUGAGGAUCAGAGAGCCCUGUACAAGGAGGUCAUGGAGGAAACCCGUAGGAUCAUGUCCGCUCUUGAUGACUGGACGGAGAAGAAUGCCUUUGGCAACCAUGGAAAUUCUCUUUCUCAGAACGUAGAGUUUCCCAAACAUGAACCGGUCCAUACAGAAGAAAAAUGUCCUGAAGAGAUGUCCUGCAUAUGCACCAGCUGUGGAAGAUGUUUUCCCCCGAACAUGACACAUGUGUGUCCUGAGAGAAUGCAGCAAGAAGAGAAUCACUUUGGAUGUGAACUUUCGGCGAAAGGUGUUGAUUGCAAAUUGCAGCAUGAGAGCCACCAUAUAGCAGAGAAAGCACACAAAUGCCAGGAGUGUGGGAAACGUUUUACUUUCAAAUCACGUCUUGUGAUCCACCAGAUAAUUCACACAGGAGAGAAACCAUAUGGAUGCCAGGAGUGUGGAAAAUGUUUUGAUUCCAAGUCACAUCUCCGGCAACACCAAGUAAUCCACACAGGAGUGAAACCAUACAGCUGCCAAGAAUGUGGGAAAUGUUUUAAUACUACAUCGGGACUUCUGAGACACCAUAGAACCCACACAGGAGAGAAACCCUACAGAUGCCAAAAGUGUGGGAAAUGUUUUGUUUCCAAUUCAGUGCUCGUGAUCCACCAGAGAAUCCACACAGGGGAAAAACCAUACAAAUGCCAGGAAUGUGGGAAAUAUUUUGCCCAACAUUCAGUGCUUGUUGUCCACCAAGGAAUCCACACAGGAGAGAAACUGUACACCUGCCAAGAAUGUGGGAAGAGUUUUAAUUCCAAGUCAGGACUUCUCAAACACCAGAGAAUCCACACAGGAGAGAAGCCAUACAAAUGCCAAGAGUGUGAGAAAUGUUUUGUUUCCAAAUCAUCUUUUGUGAUCCACAAAAGAAUCCACACAGGAGAAAAACCAUUCAAAUGCCCAGAGUGUGGGAAAUGUUAUGCCCGAAAUUCAGUGCUUGUUAUCCACCAGAGAACCCACACAGGAGAGAAACCAUACGAGUGCCAGGAGUGUGGGAAAUGUUUUAAUUCCAAGCCAGAACUUUGGAAUCACCAGAGAAUCCACACAGGAGAGAAACCGUAUAAGUGCCAGGAGUGUGGGAAAUGCUAUGCCCGAAAACCAGAUCUUGUCAUCCACCAAAGAACCCACACAGGAGAGAAACCAUACACAUGCCAGGAAUGUGGAAAACGUUUUUCAUCUAAGUCAUGUCUUGUCAUCCAUCAGAAAACCCACAAAGGGGAAGAAGAAUACAAAUGUGAGGAUUGUGAAAAAUGCUAUGCUUCCAAGUCAGGACUUGUGAAACACAAGAGAAUCAUGCAUAAAGGAAAGAAAGCAUAGAAAAACCAAGAGUUUUGCCCAAAGUUGAAACCUUGUCACCCACCAGAGUCCACGCAAGCAAGGAAUGCUACAAUUGCUAGGAUUGUGGGAAAUGUUUUUCUCAGAAUUCAGCUCUCAGGCAGCAUAAGACAGUUCACACUGAGGACAUUAUUUCUUGCCUUGACAGCAGAGUGGUUACUAUAUCAGAAUCCACACGGAAAUCCCUGAAUCUUACAUUGAUUUAGACCCCAAGUGCCAGUGCGUCAUGUCUUUCUCAAUCCAUAAAUCCAUUCCUAAAGGGAUGCUAUUUAAAGCAUCAACUUCCACUCUCAACAGUAGGAAGUACUUCCUCACAUUUCAUUCAGAAUUGGCUUUUCUUUGAGUUGAAUCCACUGGUUCAGAUCCCAGAGAGGCAGCCAGCACGCUUGCUCCUGAAGGCACUGCAUCUGGCUACAGAGAUUUGAGCUCACCGAAACUAUCAUGGUUUUUUUAAAUGUUAUGAUUAUUGUUUUUAGUGAGAAGAUGAGUAAAGUUAAAUUGUUGUACUGCUGAUAUAAGGGACAUAUUGGGACAUCACCGUCUUUCCGAAUUGUAUAAUUUGUAAAUUAUUGCAAAUUGUAUAAUUUGCAUACAACCCCUCUGUUACGCCGGCUCCAAUGGCUGCCAGUCUCCUUCAGAGCACAAUUCAAAGAGCUGGCUUUAGCCUAUAAAUCCCUUCUUUGGAGGCUUUUAAACAGAGGCUGGAUGGCCAUCUAUCAGGGGUGCUGUGAAUGCAAUUUUCCUGCUUCUUGGAAGGGGGUUGGAUUGAAUGGCCCAUGAGGUCUCUUCCAACUCUAUGAUUCUAAACUGUUUUGGCCCAGC